AAACUGCAUUGUAAUGCAGUUUUAAACUAAAGUUAAAUGACCUUGCUAACACCAAAACAAGUAGUCAUUCAACAACAAACCGAUGAGAAUACAAAGUUUAGUCGCUUGACAGCUUUCUAGGCAACAGCAGAUCUCGUGCAACAAAUGCUGAAAAUGUCUGUGAAAUUAGAUGCAAUUAUUUUCGGCGCAACCGGAUUCACUGGUCAAAUUGUGGUCGAAAAGGCGCCAGAGGAACUGAAGGGUCUCACUUGGGGCGUAGCGGGUCGUAAUAAGAGCAAGCUGGAGAAUGUGCUGAGCACUGCAGGUCAGAAAAUUGCCAAAGAUCUCAGCGCGGUGCCAAUCAUAUUGGCCGAUGUGGGAGAUCGCACAUCGAUCGUGGCAAUGGCAGAAAAAUGCAAGGUCGUUAUCAAUUGUUGUGGCCCAUAUCGUUUUUACGGCGAAAUGGUUGUGAAGGCCUGCAUUGAAGCCGGUACUCAUCAUGUGGAUAUUAGCGGUGAGCCGCAAUAUAUCGAAGGCAUGCGUUUGAAGUAUCAUUAUUUGGCUCAAAAAAAUCACACUUAUAUAAUAUCUACUUGCGGCUUUGAUUCUAUACCUGCUGAAAUGGGUGUAUUGCAUGCAGAGAAAAAUUUCUCAGGUACUGUGAACACAUGCGAAAUGUUUUGGGAGAACAUACUCGAUUAUCGCGACAAAAACUCUAAAGCUGUGCUACAUGCCGGCACUUGGGAGAGCGCCAUUCAUGCAUUUGCUAAUUACGGUGAAUUAAAAAGAUUGCGACGUUUACUAGAGAUGGAGAAGUUGCCAGAUUUACGGCCAAAGCUCAAAUAUUCUCCUUUUGUGCGCAAAGUUCAAUUUCUAGAUCGAUAUUUCUUCCCCAUACACUCCGGGGAUCGUGAUAUCGUAAUGAAUACUCAGCGUCUGCGUUAUUUGAAUGAAAAGAAACGCCCAAUACAGUUCGAAAAUUAUAUUGGCUUCCGCUCCCUAUGGACCACCAUUUUCACACAAAUUAUAGUAUUAUUCACCGUUAUAAUGGCGCAAAUUCCCGGUUUACGUAAAAUUUUAAUAAAAAAUCCGAAAUUCUUCACCAGAGGACUUUUAUCACACGAAGGACCUGUAGAGGCAAAUCGAGCUACACAACGCUUUCAAAUGAUAUUCCGCACCAGAGGAUGGACCGAACAUCAGCCAUUGACUGAGGAGCCGAAACAAGAGCUUUUAACGCGACUCACAAGCCUCGAUCCGUUUUAUGGCAUGACAUGUUUGUCGGUUUUAGCUACAGCGAAAAUAAUACUCAAGGAGCAUGAUAAAAUGCCAAAUGACGGUGGUGUCUUUCCGCCUGGUUACGCCUUUGCUAAUACCAGCCUCAUCGAAGAAUUGGCUCGUCAGAAGAAUGGCUUGAAAUUUGAAGUAUUAAAGUUGGAGCAACAAUGAUUUUAUCACAAAUAUAUAUAUUUGCACUUAGCUUGGGUUUGGGAAGUAAGUUAUAUACCAUAUAUUUUGUAAUAUUUUGAAAUGUUUUUGAAAUGUUUUUGAAACGUUUUUGCAAUAAAAUACUCUAAUAAAAAUAGUAUAUUUUCCAUAAUCUAUUAUUCAAAUUAAA
This is a messenger RNA of Bactrocera oleae (olive fruit fly), 1594 nucleotides long. The record is from RefSeq and is a predicted model, not a curated record. NCBI's taxonomy places the organism in Eukaryota, Metazoa, Arthropoda, Insecta, Diptera, Tephritidae.